Molecule: messenger RNA, 459 nt
Organism: Prorocentrum cordatum
Lineage: Eukaryota; Dinophyceae; Prorocentrales; Prorocentraceae
Source: the annotation of a GenBank genome assembly
AUGGUGCAUGCCAUGGAGAGCCUCGCUAAGGAUACCGCGCUGCGGUGCGAGGAAGGCGGCGAGGGGGCCGCGGAGGCCCGGGAGCUGCGCCGCAGGGUGCUGAGCGAGCUCGGCCGCGCCGCGCGGCACCAGGCCACCGGAGACGAGGCCGCGGAGGGCCUGUUCCGGGCCCUCUGCGGGGCCGCCUGCCACGUGGACGACGCCGCCCUGCCGACGCUGCUGUACACGGACUGCCACCUGCAGGAGCUGCUCUCCGCUCGGCCGCCGCUGCGGGCCGUGUGGGUGGACUGGCUGGUGUCCCGGUUCUCGGAGGGGGCGCGCGAGACGCUGGUGCUGCGCCUGCUGGCGGACUUCCCCGACAGCGCCGCCGCCGCGGCGGCGCCCCCGGAGCGGUCCGCCCUCGGGGCGCUGCUGCGUCUGCCGCCCUGGGCCGGCCGGACGCCGCGGUCCGCCCUCUGA